UAUUUGGAUUUGAACCAUAUUUUGAAAUUCAUCUUCACGUACAAUGCCACCAGCAGUUGGAGGUCCAAUUGGAUACACCCCCCCAGAUGGAGGCUGGGGGUGGGCAGUGGUGGUUGGAGCUUUCAUUUCCAUCGGCUUCUCAUAUGCAUUUCCCAAAUCUAUUACUGUAUUCUUCAAAGAAAUUGAAGAUAUAUUCCAUGCCUCUACCAGCCAAGUAUCUUGGAUAUCCUCCAUCAUGUUGGCUGUCAUGUAUGCUGGAGGUCCUGUCAGCAGCAUCCUGGUGAAUAAAUAUGGCAGCCGUCCAGUCAUGAUUGCUGGUGGCUGCUUGUCAGGCUGUGGCUUGAUUGCAGCUUCUUUCUGCAACACUGUACAGGAACUUUACUUGUGUAUUGGAGUUAUUGGAGGCCUCGGGCUUGCCUUCAACUUGAAUCCAGCUCUGACCAUGAUUGGCAAAUAUUUCUACAAGAAACGACCAUUGGCAAAUGGACUGGCCAUGGCAGGCAGCCCUGUGUUCCUGUCUACCCUGGCCCCACUCAAUCAGGCGUUCUUUGGUAUCUUUGGCUGGAGAGGAAGCUUCCUAAUUCUUGGGGGCUUACUACUAAACUGCUGUGUAGCUGGAUCUCUGAUGCGACCAAUAGGCCCCAAGCCAACUAACGAAAGGAAAGCUAGGUCUAAGGAAUCCCUUCAGGAAGCUGGAAAAUCUGAUGAGAAAAAAAGUACAGGUGAUGCAAAUACAGACCUUAUUGGAGGAAAUCCCAAAGAGGAAAAACGAUCAUUCUACCAAACCAUUAACAAAUUCCUGGACUUAUCCCUUUUUACCCACCGAGGCUUUUUGCUGUAUCUCUCUGGUAAUGUAUUUAUGUUUUUUGGACUCUUUACACCUUUAGUCUUUCUUAGUAGUUAUGGCAAGAGUAAGCACUACUCUAGUGAGAAGUCUGCCUUCCUUCUUUCCAUUCUGGCCUUUGUUGACAUGUUUGCCAGACCUUCCAUGGGACUUGUAGCCAACACAAAGUGGAUCAGACCUCGUGUUCAGUAUUUCUUUGCAGCUUCCGUUAUUGCAAAUGGAGUGUGCCAUUUGCUAGCACCUUUAUCCAGCAGCUAUGUUGGGUUCUGCAUCUAUGCGGGAAUCUUUGGAUUUGCAUUUGGGUGGCUCAGCUCAGUAUUGUUUGAAACAUUGAUGGACCUCGUUGGACCUCAGAGGUUCUCCAGCGCUGUGGGAUUGGUGACGAUUGUGGAAUGCUGUCCUGUUCUCCUGGGACCACCACUUUUAGGUCGUCUCAGUGACUUAUAUGGAGACUACAAAUACACAUAUUGGGCAUGUGGCGUAAUCCUAAUUUUUGCUGGGAUCUAUCUCUUCAUUGGCAUGGGCAUCAAUUAUCGACUAGUGGCAAAAGAACAGAAAGCAGAGCAGAAAAAGGAGAAUAAAGAUGAGGAGACCAAUAUAGAUGUUGCUGAGAAGCCAAAAGAAGCUACCAAAGCAGCAGAAUCUCUGGAGCAGAAAGGCCCAGAAGGAAGCCCCAAAGAAGAGGAGAGUCCAGUCUGA
Chrysochloris asiatica (Cape golden mole) is the source of this 1543-nucleotide messenger RNA. RefSeq names its product monocarboxylate transporter 1-like. Gene Ontology annotation, biological process: transmembrane transport; monocarboxylic acid transport. Gene Ontology annotation, molecular function: monocarboxylic acid transmembrane transporter activity. Bases 44 to 1543 code for a protein of 499 amino acids. The record is from RefSeq and is a predicted model, not a curated record. NCBI's taxonomy places the organism in Eukaryota, Metazoa, Chordata, Mammalia, Afrosoricida, Chrysochloridae. Gene Ontology annotation, cellular component: membrane. The transcript is spliced from 4 exons.